Messenger RNA from Schizosaccharomyces osmophilus, 1092 nucleotides. Its product is annotated as But2 family protein, similar to cell surface molecule. The transcript has a single exon. Bases 1 to 1092 code for a protein of 363 amino acids. Lineage: Eukaryota; Fungi; Ascomycota; Schizosaccharomycetes; Schizosaccharomycetales; Schizosaccharomycetaceae. The record is from RefSeq and is a predicted model, not a curated record.
AUGAAAUUGUUUUCUUCCAAUUUUUCAAUUUAUACCUUGCUCUCCCUUUUGGCAUAUGCUCCAACUUCCUCCUUUGCAGCUCCUUUUUUUAGGCGUUCGGGCAUUCAGGAUAAUCAACCGUUUUCUGUAAUGACCCUCCGCUCAGGAAAUCUUUAUGUUCAUUUCCACUCCUUGUAUGUUGGCGAGUCCGGUAGCGUUUACCUAGAUCCCUAUGAUCAUGUAAACAAAUCUUCUGUGUUCACUGUGUCCAAUGGUCAUCUCAUCCAUGAAAACGAUUUUGCUCACCUUGGCGAUAGUGGUGCUUUGGUCUUUACAUCUAAAGAUGAGGGCUCUGCCGAAGGAUUCAGUUUUGGAGAAGAAAUUGCCGGUGGCUAUCUGCUAAACUAUAAGGGACAAGGUUUCGUUGCCUGCCCCGUGAAAGAGGAUUCACCUGUUUACUCGGUCUAUUAUGGGCAAGGGAAUGGUGAUAGCAACUGUGUUGGCUUUGGAUCACUUGCAGGUCCUUUUUCUUCUUCUUCUUCUUCUGCUAGCACCGCUCCCACUUCUGCAGCCUCUUCCAACGCCAAAGUACAAGACGUUGUUCCCACUGGAAGCAGCUAUGAGAAAAAUUCUGGUAACGGACCUGCUCCAAUCUUCCCCAACGGCAUUCGUCUCACCAACACUUCUUCUCCAGACUCUAAUUCUGGCAAUGUCUACUCGCCCGUUGCUUAUCAAAAGGAAAAUGACCACGUCAAUACCAUCUUCACUUUUGACGUUCCUCAGGUUUCCGAUCAAAAAUGCCAACUUCAUUUCCAUAUUGAUAAGAAUGGCUUCCCUAUUCAAGUUGAUGGCUCAAAUGGCGUCGGUGAAUUCGUGUUCUAUAACCUGUCUUCUGCUGCCAAUGACGGUACUACUUGGGCCAAUACCCCUAACCGCAUUGCUGAAGUUGGCCGCUUCAAUUGCUCUUCCAACGGUUGCGAUUACACCACCAACAUCACUUGCCCCGGCUCUUACAAGACUGUCUCUUAUGAGCUGUCCGCCAUUACUGACAAGUCUUACCUUGAGUACUUUGAAGAGAUCAAUCCUCUUGAAGGUCUCCAAUUGACUGUUUAA